Molecule: messenger RNA, 555 nt
Organism: Prunus armeniaca (apricot)
Lineage: Eukaryota; Viridiplantae; Streptophyta; Magnoliopsida; Rosales; Rosaceae
Source: the annotation of a GenBank genome assembly
AUGAUCCAAACUGAUCGCCUCUACUCCGCGGACGACCUAUACAUGCUUAGACAGGGUGAGGACGAGCCCCUUCGGGAGUAUGCAACCAGGUUCAGCCACGAGUACUCCCGCUGCCCAGAUACUGAUGAUCGUGGCGCCUUCAGUGCUUUCAAAAGUGGCCUCCGAGAGUCCAACUUCCGGUACCUGGUGCACAGCAACCCUUGGAACACAUAUGCCGAGUUGAUGAAGCAGGCAGCAGUUCAUGCUAAGGCUGAGUACUUCAACUCCAAGCGCAGCCCGGCCACCCCGGCGCGUAAUCCUUUUGCUGAUCCUCCACCUGCUUCAGUACCCAUCCCAGUUCCACCUCAACAUUCUGCCCCUACACCAAGCACCCCAAGAGGAAGGAUAGCUACCAGCAUACCUUCAGCAAUAACAAGCGGGGCAGACAUGGGAACCACCACCAGUCUAGUGGAAGCAACCCCCCCAGGACAAAUGACCGGGCCCCACGCCCAUUCUCACCCAAACCCAGGUUCGAGGUCCUCACCACCCUCAACACUACCUAUGAGAAUGUCCUAG